Messenger RNA from Talaromyces stipitatus ATCC 10500, 1317 nucleotides. RefSeq lists its product as uncharacterized. The record is from RefSeq and is a predicted model, not a curated record. The transcript is spliced from 2 exons. Lineage: Eukaryota; Fungi; Ascomycota; Eurotiomycetes; Eurotiales; Trichocomaceae. Bases 1 to 1227 code for a protein of 408 amino acids.
AUGACCUUCAAGUCAGCAAUACGCAUCGACUUGCCGAGAUUGCUUCUACUCAUAUCAUCAAUCUUCCUAGCCUGGUUCAUCUGGUACACCUUCUACAUCUGGUACAUACAAACCCCAAUCGCGCCUCCGAGCGCCCAGCAAAAGACCAACCUGCCCUGCACAGACGCCAACUGGUCUGCAGGAAGUGCCUUUUUCACACUUACAGCUUUGAUUUUUGGAUACAUCGCUCAUCCACGCGGAUGUCUAUUCUGGAAUCGUUCCGGUCGCAUCUGGCGGUUAUCGCCGGUUUUUGCCCUGAUCGAAAUGGAUGAUCAUACGGAUGUAGAGGCUGAAUUCGGCAGCAAUGGCGAUGCGAAUGAGAUGAAAACAUUGAGUGCGUACCGACGUGUCGGACAUUUUCCGCCAGGAAUUGAACGAGAGUACCACAGUACAUGCGACAGGAUAUUCCAAGAACAUCUGAAUAUCGUGGGCGAUUUUGAGAAAGGUCCUUCUUUUCGUGUUUUCGUAUGGUUCCCGAUGAUCCUGCAGGUAAUUAAGCUCGCGGUUGUGGGAGGACCAGGUGCAAUUCUUACCCAGGUUACCGGCUGGAGCUACUUUGGCGCAUGGCUCAGUAUCGAAAUUCUCAUGGUCACUAUUUCGCAACGACCGCUUACAGCACCGGAACGCGCGCAGGCGACAUCUCUGAGCAGGCGAUGGAGAAAGAGUUACGAGACUCCGGAUCUUGUAUCCUACUGGCUCGACAGGGUCUAUUUAUGGGGUCUUGAGAGAUUGAUGAUUUUUGACAUUUUACCGCCAGCAACGUUCAGGGUAACUCGUUACUCUGGUCUAUGCGUUGCAAUGUGUAAUUUCUUCCUGGCAUGGACUCUGUCUUCAGCCAGCAGUGGGGGAGAGAACCAUGAACCGGGCACAUAUCUCAGCCUUUUCGAAUGCGCAGUGCGAGCUCUGAAGAUUAUGGCUCUGUUACUUGCUACGGUGACUCCUGGCCUUCCACUGCUUGCUCAACGGGUGUUGCACUUUGUCUGGAAGAAUUUGAGAUCCGUUUUGUGGUUUGAUAUCGGCUCUUUAUGGUUUGAAGAUAGUCUCGGUGAUCUUGAGCCUCUGUGGCCGGGAUAUAUCGCGGUGUGUAGUUAUGUCCUCACCUUUCUGUUCCAUUCGGGCAUCUGGUGGACUGAGCCGUUCGAGUGCUGGGCGACGAUGAAACCGGGUUAUUACGAUUGGCUUGGUUGAUGAUAUAUCUCUCGGGAUAGAAUGUAGCUCAUAGAACAGUCAAUGCGGUGUCAGAUCAGGUGCUUAUCCUUGGCGAGGCACGGCUCAGUC